CUCGUGGCAGGGGGUUGGAACUGGAUGAUCUUAAGGUCCCUUUUUACCCAAACCAGCCUGGGAUUCUACAAAACACGCACAAAUAUUGCGGCACUUUCCCUAGACUCCAAUUCCUCUCCCAAGCCGUUUUUCUUUCUUGUUGUGAAUGUAAAUGCAGCCAGAAGUAUGUGGAAAACAUCUGCCCAUUCCAUCCUUAGCUGCCCAUUUUGAAGGAGCUCUCCUCUCACAUGCUGAAGCACAGACAAGUGGCCAAUCCAGCUGUGGCAGGUGUGUCCAUUUAAUCCGUGUGCCAAAAGCAAAACCUGACCUCUGGCCACCUCGAAAUCUCUGUUAUUUGGCUUCAGUAUUGCAUUUACUCAGUACACUGCUACAGUAUACAGGAUGAUUCCAGCAAAAGCUGCAGAAGAUCAUGGGAGGGUCCUGACACUGCACAACAUAUUCCUGCACAAGAGACCAAUUUGAAGCUGUAGAGAUUGAGAAACUGAAGCAAGAUCCAGUCACUUUUGGAAUUCUUAACACAGGUGUGAUUUGAUAAAAGCCUUUUGAUGACAUGAAAAAAACCCCAAACCAACAAACAUAUGGAUUCUCAGGAACAAACCAACCAACACCACAGCGAAACAGCACGAGAGAGUCAUGACCUCCCAAAGAACGCUCACGUUUUGCUCGGAACGCAGGGAAUAUGCACGUUCACUGUGAGAAGAGCUUCCAGGAAAGCAGUCAAAAUGAAAGUGCAACUCCCUUCCAGCUGAGGGUGUGGUGCUGGAAGACAACAUGCAAUAUCAGAGCGAUUCAGACCAUUCCACCAGAGCACAUCUCACUCGCAGUACCUGCUAUUAGCCUGCUGACAAAAGAAGCUUUGCCAUGGGCUGGGAUCUGAAUAACUCAACUGAUUACUGGAUUGAGGAUGAGGAGGAUGAUGUCAACUCAGUUAUAGAUUACGAUACAUACGAGCUUCUCUGUGAAAAAAGUGAUGUGAGAAACUUCAGUAAAGUAUUCCUCCCCGUGUUCUAUGCACUGGCUUUCACCCUUGGAGUUGCUGGAAAUUCAUUAGUGGUUGCAAUUUAUGCCUAUUGCAAGAAACCGAAGACUAAGACAGAUGUGUACAUCAUGCAUCUAGCCAUUGCGGAUCUGCUCUUGCUCUUUACACUCCCCUUCUGGGCUGCAAAUGCAGUGCAGGGGUGGGAACUUGGAAACUCAAUGUGCAAGCUUGCUUCUUCCUUGUACACCAUGAAUUUCAGCUCUAGCAUGCUGUUCCUGGCCUGUAUCAGUGUGGAUAGAUACAAGGCCACUUAUGAAUCCAGGGGUCACAGAAGAAUUGGUCAACACUGCAGUGUUACCUGCAUCUGUGUCUGGCUGACUGCCAUUUUCCUCAGUAUCCCUGAACUGAUAUUUAAUCAAGUCAAGAAACACAAUGACAGGAACGAAUGCUUUCCAGUAUUUCCAAAGAACAUGGAAACGCUCUUAAAAGCAACCAUUCAAAUCCUGGAAGUUAUCCUGGAAUUUCUGCUUCCUUUCCUAGUAAUGCUGAUCUGCUAUUCAGCUACUGCUCGAGCUAUCUUUAGAUCUGCAAGUGCUAAAAAGUCUCGACCUUUCAUGGUCCUGCUGGCAGUAGUGACUACUUUCAUUAUUACCCAGCUACCUUACAACAUUGUCAAGUUCUGGCGAGCCACAGAUAUCAUCUACAUGUUGAUCACUGACUGUGAGACAAGUAAAAGCAUAGAUGUUGCACUCCAGGUCACCAAGAGCAUAGCUUUGUUUCACACUUGCCUGAAUCCUCUUCUCUAUGUCUUUCUGGGAGCCUCUUUUAAAAUGCACAUUAUGAAAAUUGCAAAAAAUUAUGGAUACUGGAGAAGACAGCAACAGAAUGGAAGACCUGAAGAGAUUUCUAUGAAUUACGAAGACCAUACUGAAGAAACAACUAGUUUCACUAUAUAGACUCUCCACGGCUUUCAUUAUCAUCUUAUGUAACCAAGGGAAUUAUUUACUAGUAUUGAUUAUAACAACUACUACUAUUGUUAUACAAAGGUAUUGUUUCAGCAGCUGUUUCUCUGCAAGUCAACUUUCACAUGACUUCCUGAACGUGCAGACCAGCCAAGUCACUACAGAGCAGUUCAAAGUGGAACAUCCUGAUCAAAAUGAAGCAUCAGGCAAGAACUAAAUACUGAAAUUGCUAGAAACAAGUGGAAAUACAAGCUAGAGGAUGACCAACUUGCACAUGCCUAAACAUCUAAUUAAAACAGAAACCAUCAGCAAUAAAGCAGCAGUACAGGACCAUUUGUACCAGAAGUUCAUAAUCUUGUGUCUUCCCAGCUCUUUUGUAAAAUAGAUGGAACAUUUGCCUAAUAAAUCAGUUCCAUUUCUUUCCUCAGCUAUCAUUCCAUAGAUAGCCUUGCAGCUUGAAUUGAGGUCUAAGUUCAUGGCUGAGAACUGGGAAGGGGAGACAUUCUCUAUGUGUUUCCAGAUAUGUAUAGUCACAACAACAUCCUCCACAAAACCCAGUAACUACCAAAACUAACCUUUCACGUCUCUUGUUUUGCUCACCCUAAACAUCCACAACGCCAGUGCCCUAUGGGAGGCACAUUCUAGAUCUCUGUAAAUGCCAAAGCAGUGCAGUCCAAGCAUUAGCACAAAUGUAAGAAAAAGUUAAGUUAAUCUUCAGAUACAGGGCCUGGAAUUUCUAGUCACACUUUGUAAAAUGAAUCGAACACCGCCAUAACUGUAUCUACUAAAACAGAUGGAGAUACAAUAAAAUCAAAGAAUCCAGAA
Molecule: messenger RNA, 2766 nt
Organism: Pezoporus occidentalis (night parrot)
Lineage: Eukaryota; Metazoa; Chordata; Aves; Psittaciformes; Psittacidae
Gene: ACKR4
Product: atypical chemokine receptor 4
Exons: 3
Coding region: 862-1935 (357 amino acids)
Biological process (GO): calcium-mediated signaling; immune response; positive regulation of cytosolic calcium ion concentration
Cellular component (GO): external side of plasma membrane; membrane
Molecular function (GO): C-C chemokine receptor activity; C-C chemokine binding; scavenger receptor activity
Source: RefSeq, a predicted model, not a curated record